This is a messenger RNA of Mercurialis annua (annual mercury), 1682 nucleotides long. Its product is annotated as probable glycosyltransferase At5g03795. The record is from RefSeq and is a predicted model, not a curated record. The coding region runs from base 195 to 1610 and encodes 471 amino acids. Gene Ontology annotation, molecular function: glycosyltransferase activity. NCBI's taxonomy places the organism in Eukaryota, Viridiplantae, Streptophyta, Magnoliopsida, Malpighiales, Euphorbiaceae. The transcript has 4 exons.
AUUGCGUAGCUAUGAGAAUUUAGAUACACCUUUUAAUUAAAAUAGUUAUUAAUCACAUAAACUUUAGAGAAUAAUUUUGAUAUGCAGCAAAGAAUAAUUAGAAAUAAAGCAAUGUAUCCCACACUUUUUUUUCCUUUUCCACAUAAGUCAUAUACUUAACUUUGCACACAAAAAUUUCUAAACAAGGCAAAGUAAUGAGAUUUCUUAACAAGCCAUUUCUGGUUCCCAUACUUAUUAUUACACCUUUGAUUUUAUUAUCAACUCUUCUUUUACCAUUGAUUUCUCAUGGCUCUUCUCAUGCUACCAUCAAUGGCUACUAUUCGGAUGAUUCUGUUGCGAACGACACAAGUCAAUUGCAGGGACAUGGGCAAGAAAUGUUGAAUACUAAAGAAUCUGAUGAAGUUAGUAUUAUUGCCAAAGAAAAAGUUGUUAAAAGAUACAGCAAGUUAGAGAAAUUAGAAGCGGGUUUGGUUCGAGUUAGGUCUUCCAUACGAGAAGCUGCUCGAGUUCGGAACCUGACAUCGGUUCAUAACGAUUCAGAUUAUGUGCCUCAAGGUCCAAUCUAUAGAAAUGCCAAUGCCUUCCACAGGAGUUAUUUGGAGAUGGAGAAACGAUUCAAAAUAUACGUAUACGAAGAAGGCGAGCCACCAAUGUUUCACGACGGUCCAUGCAAGAGCAUUUACUCUUCAGAGGGGCGGUUCAUUCAUGAGUUAGAAAAGGGCAAAUUAUAUCGAACCAGUGACCCACACGAAGCUUCGGUUUAUUUUCUACCAUUUAGUGUGGUACGGAUGGUUCAGUAUCUUUACGAGCCGGAGUCUCAUGAGACUCGUGCCAUUGGUCGAGCCAUUGUUGACUACAUUGAUGUGAUUUCUAUGAAAUAUCCCUUUUGGAAUCGGAGCCUUGGUGCUGACCAUGUUAUGCUCUCUUGCCAUGAUUGGGGGCCAAUUGCAUCUUCUUAUGUUCCAAAUUUAUUUAGCAAUUCUAUAAGAGUUCUAUGCAAUGCAAACACUUCUGAAGGGUUCAACCCUACCAAAGACGCCUCAUUCCCCGAAAUACAUCUCAAAACCGGCGAUAUAACCGGACUUCUUGGCGGUCUUUCCCCUUCCCGGCGACCGAUUCUCGCGUUUUUCGCAGGUCGGCUGCACGGACACAUCAGGCAAAUAUUAUUAAACCAAUGGCAAAAUAAAGACCAAGAUAUCCUAGUAUAUGAUCACAUGCCUAAUGGUAUAUCAUAUGAGUCGAUGUUAAAAAAGAGUAGAUUUUGCCUAUGCCCUAGUGGAUAUGAAGUGGCAAGUCCAAGAAUUGUGGAAGCAUUAUAUACAGAAUGUGUGCCUGUCUUGAUUUCAGACAACUAUGUUCCACCUUUUAGUGAUGUCUUAAAUUGGAAAGCAUUUUCAGUGCAAAUAAAAGUGGAAGAUAUUCCUAAAAUUAAGGAUAUUUUAAUGGGUAUUUCUCAAAGUCAAUAUUUGAGAAUGCAAAGGAGAGUGAAGCAAGUUCAAAGACAUUUUGUAGUUAAUGGACCUCCUAAGAGAUUUGAUGUUUUUCAUAUGAUUGUUCACUCUAUUUGGCUUAGGAGAUUGAACAUUCAUAUUCAAGAUUUCUCAUAUUAAUUUUGUUAUUUUUUUGCUGUAGUUUCUUUUUAAUUUUUAAGAAUAAUUGCUAUAGACUUUAUAUGUUGGUCA